Messenger RNA from Brassica napus (rape), 477 nucleotides. RefSeq names its product glutathione S-transferase T2-like. The record is from RefSeq and is a predicted model, not a curated record. The transcript has a single exon. Bases 1 to 477 code for a protein of 158 amino acids. NCBI's taxonomy places the organism in Eukaryota, Viridiplantae, Streptophyta, Magnoliopsida, Brassicales, Brassicaceae.
AUGAUUAACGAGCAAGUGUGCAAGUUCGUAGGAUGCUACGACGCAGCUUUGAGGGAGCAGAGAAGUGGACAAAAUGAUGAUGAUGUGAUGAAAGCUGCACUGGACCUUUUCUACAAUCAUUACUCGGUCAAGUUUAGCAUGGAACAUGCCUGGAGGGAGCUGAGGCAUGACCAGAAAUGGUCGUCCACCUAUGUGGCUAAGUACAGUGGGAAGGAAAAGCGCAAAGUCUCGGAGGUUGAUACAGCAGAUGAAGUGGGAGAACCACAGGGUAGACCUAUGGGGGUUAAGGCUGCUAAAGCUGCUAUGAAGAAGAAAAAGAGUGGUAAAGAGGAGUCAUUGGCAGCGAUACACGCCAUCAUGGAAGUAAAAAAAACAGUCUCUAAACAGAAACUGCUUGAACGUCUACUGGCCAAAAAAGAGCCACUCACUGAGAUGGAAACAUCUCUUAAACUCAAACUUAUGUCUGAGAUGAUAUGA